AUGCAAACCACCCCAUGGACCUUGGAGCUUCACUCCCCUGUGGGCCAGCACAAUGAUGCUGCAAGGUGGCCCGAUUCGUUCCCCACCAGCCAUGGCAAGCAUAACGACUUAACCUUACCUUCUGCUCAUCAGAGUAAAAAACGCAGGGCAUUUGUAAUUAGAACUGCACUUUCAGCAGUUUUGGUCCUUGUCCUCGCGGCUUAUUUUUGUCGGUCUCCCGGAGGCCAUUGGCUUUCAAAAAAUGCAGUCACUCGACGGUUGGCUAGCAGUGAUGAAGAUGAAGCGUGCCAAGAUUUGCUUGAGCUAAUAGAAAGGGCUAGUGGAGGAGAGAGUGGGGAAUCUUCGAGCCCCAAGGAACUUUUCCAGAGCUCCAGUCCUGGCAGCGGAACAGGCUCUAGAAAGAGGCGACAUAGCACGGGUAACCAAGAUGAGGUGGAGAAGUUCAAGAAGCCUUUAUUAGAGGAGGAUUCGCAGAGUACGGUUGCAAACGUGCAGGAAAAUCUUGAUAUCCCACGGAGUUCGUCUGCCGAGGCGUCUUCUGCCCAACAGCAGACAGUCUCAACUCGGGAACGGGAGUUCUCUGUAGGCUUGCAAAGGCAUGAUGAACCUAGCACAUCAUCAGGCACCCAAGGAUUCGAAGGCACAUUGCAUGGAGCUGAGUCCAUGGCACGUCCCCAGGCAGUAAUGGAUCCUUCUGACGAUGAUCUCCUCCAGCAGUGGUUUCUUGAUUACAUUCUCGAUCCAGCAUUCACUGAAUCGCCAGCAGACGACACAGACCGCUUGAAGGACACAAGGGAGCACACUGGUCUAUCCAGCAACUCAGCAUCGCAGCAAGAAAGCCCGCUUCGCAUACUGCUACAGCGCGCUAUGCUACCCAAGUCCACCAGUUCGCAGGCCUCCACAGAUGGAUCAACUCUGUCAACGAGUCCAGUGGAAACGCCUGGGCCAUCGCAUACACCGGUGAGUGCUUAG
Molecule: messenger RNA, 972 nt
Organism: Eimeria mitis
Lineage: Eukaryota; Apicomplexa; Conoidasida; Eucoccidiorida; Eimeriidae
Exons: 3
Coding region: 1-972 (323 amino acids)
Source: RefSeq, a predicted model, not a curated record